AUGGGCACAAAGUGGGCAACUUCAAAUGAAGAGAAUCAUUGGCGCCGUACAUUUUGCCAAGUGCCAUUUAAUACUAUCUAUGAACAUGCAGAUAAAGGAAAGCGUAGUUUACAAAGUCUAGUGGUGUUCUUUCGACGCAAAGCACAAGCAGAACGUGGUGCAAGUGAACAGCUUCGGGAGCUUUUGUUGGAAGAGAUUGGUGCUCUGGAGGAGCCCGGAACGGGUGUUCGACGCGCUUUGCUAGAGCUUAAAACUUUUGUCGAUGCUACUUGUAGACAGCAGCUACUGAUGGCGCAAGUGCUGGACGAGCAGGUAGCAGAACCUCUGGCGUCGCUGAAAGAUGCAUCGGAAACAUACAUUCAAACACUUCAGGGCGAGAUCCUGAAUGCUAAUAAUGAGUACAAAGUGGCUGUUGCUGCUCAUAAAGAGACGAUAAAUCGACUAAAUAAAGCAACGAGGGAGCUUCGAGAAGCCCGAGAGAAACAAAGACUCGCAUUGCAUGGCAUUGGUGUGCCAGUGUUUGAAUUGCAGAGAUUGGCGACUCGAGUUGCAAAGUGCGAGGAAGAGCAGGCUGAGGCCGUGAUGGCUCGAGCACGGGCAAAGAAGACGUUGUAUAAUCGAAUCAUAGCAAGAGAUGAGAUGACGAUGGCUGUGAGUGUCGCGUAUCAAAAGGCAGAGGAAGAAAGACUAGAUCAGCUAAUUGUUAGUCUUCGUCGGUUUCUUCAUGUUGAAAAAGAGCGACUGCAGGUAUCGCAACAAAUGUUGGCGUCAUUGGAGACUCACGUACAGAGUUUAAGUCGAGCAGAAGACAUUCAGCUGUUUAUACACAACCAGCGUGAUCCUGACAACAUGCACUUUCAGGGCAAAGCAUUAGCGUUACUUGAUUGGCAGUGGAAAAAGGCACAAAGCGAUCGUGGAGUGACUUCAAGGCGACACUUGCACAAUCAUUUCGAACAACAGGGAAGCAUUGAAAGCGGCACGUUGGCCUCGCCCACAUCACCGCCGGGUUCAAUGGCGACGCCCUUAUACUCGAAGCGUGGACAUGCUACGGAAACAACAGUGACGGCUUCACCAGACAGCCCCCACACUGUUCUAACACAGAAUCCGAUGAGUGCUGCGCUUCACCAGUUUUUUGCUGAUGAUAUCGAUAGCACAGUUCAGAACAGCGAAGAAAAUGGUGAAUCGUUGGAAUCACAAUCCAUUGUUGAGUGUGAGAAGCUGAGUUUAUCGACUGAAGAUAUUAGACAGGCUAGAGUCUCAGCAGAAACUCUUGUGCGCGAAACCUGCAAGACAACAGAGGGACGUGCUCUUUUCGUCAAGUGUUUAAAUCGACAGCGUAGCUUAGAAACCAAGGUGAAGGACGACGAGAGCUUUGACACUUUAGUUGCGUGUUUUAAUACAUUUCUUGACGAAUGCGUACGCGAAGACGAUGUCAAGGCAGCGAAAACGGCCAUGAUCUUGGCCGAGACAUUCUACGUUCCGAAAAAUAGACAGAACAAAAGUCGAUCACGACUAGAUGAAAUCGAACAGGAGCGAGAUAAUGUGUUAAUGGGCUGUGCACACUCAAAAGAGGAUGAAGAUGACGAGUUGAAGCGACAAUCCUGGCUUUGUUCUGAUUGUAGGGGAUAUACCGAAUGUUCAAGUGAGGAAUUGCUUAAACAUGUUGAUGACACUCACCCCCUACUUCAUGGAGGAGGAACUGAUCGAGGAGCUACUCGGACAUAUCUCCAAGAGGAAGUCAAGAAACAUUCCAUAUGGAAGACUCCUUCGUUCUGGGAGAAAGCUCUUUUACUGGCGAUUGGAGAGGAGCUGCAACGAACCCCUCAACCUUGUCCAUGGGAAGAACUUUCAAGUGGUGUGGGUAAACACGACAGUUUGCCAUCCCGUGAAGAAGCCGUCUGUCGCGUGCACAACAUAGUCUUUGGUCAGCUGGGCUCGUUUACGUUGAGUAUGCUCGAAUUUGAAGUACCACUUAUACAGAUUGAGUCUUUCGUGGAAACGAUGUGCGAUGCCCAUGAGUUGACCGAGGACCAACGAUUUUUAUUGCGAAAAAAUUUGCAUGAGAUUUUCACAACGUUGAAGUGA
Messenger RNA from Plasmopara halstedii, 2085 nucleotides. RefSeq lists its product as uncharacterized. Lineage: Eukaryota; Oomycota; Peronosporomycetes; Peronosporales; Peronosporaceae. The coding region runs from base 1 to 2085 and encodes 694 amino acids. The transcript has 4 exons. The record is from RefSeq and is a predicted model, not a curated record.